Messenger RNA from Megalobrama amblycephala (Wuchang bream), 1116 nucleotides. It is a transcript of the gene dmtf1, whose product is annotated as cyclin D binding myb-like transcription factor 1. The record is from RefSeq and is a predicted model, not a curated record. Lineage: Eukaryota; Metazoa; Chordata; Actinopteri; Cypriniformes; Xenocyprididae. The transcript is spliced from 3 exons. The coding region runs from base 116 to 457 and encodes 113 amino acids.
AUUUUCGAAAUAUAAGGUGACAAGCCAUAUAAACGUGCAUUUUAGACAGACAGACGCACACUUGAGCAAAAAAACGGAAGUCACCACCGGGCUUCUGUAGACACUUCCGCUCUGAAUGAGGCGAGGAAGAAAAAAAAAAGCGUAUUUUCCUCCAUCCUGGUAUUUGCCUUCAUCCUGGUCACUGCGAAGUCCCCGUACCCAAAACAGGAAGCUGAGCAUGAACACAGGGGAUGUCCCGGCAACUGUGACCCUUGAAUCCGUCAAUUCUGUCACAUUUACUCAGGACACUGAUGGAAACAUAAUUCUGCACUGCCCUCAGAAUGAUGGGGAGGACCUGGGUUCAGACGGGACCUCUGAACCUGUUCACAAACGACUGCGACUGUCCAAUGAAGAUGGAGAAGACCCUCAGGACUCUACCUCAACCGAGUACUCUGUUGUCACUCUGCCGAGUGAGUAGAAACACACAUGGACAUGUUUGUACACAGUUUAUGUCACUUUAAAGGUGACGUGUACACCAAAUGAUAAUAUGUAAUAUGUAUACCAAAUGACAUAUCUUUGCGUUGCCUCUCGUAUUGAGUUAUUUAGUCCACAAACAUUCUUACCACGACUGAUUUGGCUCAGGCCCACCCUGCUCACAUAAUUCUCUCUCUGUCUAUGAAAUCUGUAAACCGCAUUUACCGGUUCUAACUCUAUAGUAACAAUAACUCUAUAGCGGUUGACCAGAGCACUGCAGUUAUUUCUCAUUUAAACUACAGUUAAAUGGAUUUCCCCACACAUUUCGCGUCUGCGUCUGUCCUCUGCGUGGCACUUAGAGGGAACAUUGGUUACGACAUGGCAUGGUAGCAGUAUAAGCUCGUUGUUUUGAUUCAGGAGGAACUGUAAAGGUGUCUGCUGUUUGUUUGUGGCGCUCUGUGUCUCUGGAAAUAAAUACGCUGAUAGGCAGGUAGGACAUUGUAUCAUUGCAUUCGGACCGAAUUAACAUUUUUUUUGUCCUGAGACUUCCACAGAAGAUAUAUGUACAUUUUUUAAUAUUUAGAUCACUUCUAUGUAUUGCUAUCAGGCUGUGAAGUGAGUUUCAAGAAGAAAUAUAGCUGCGAGCAGCGAUGGCGGGCCCAA